This is a messenger RNA of Chelmon rostratus (copperband butterflyfish), 3316 nucleotides long. Its product is annotated as LIM domain and actin-binding protein 1-like. Gene Ontology annotation, molecular function: actin filament binding. Lineage: Eukaryota; Metazoa; Chordata; Actinopteri; Chaetodontiformes; Chaetodontidae. Gene Ontology annotation, cellular component: actin cytoskeleton; plasma membrane. The record is from RefSeq and is a predicted model, not a curated record. The transcript is spliced from 10 exons. Bases 139 to 2193 code for a protein of 684 amino acids. Gene Ontology annotation, biological process: actin filament bundle assembly.
CCUCUCGGUUCACUCCACCUCUGGCGGGUCCACACCGGGCGGUGACGCAGCGGCAGCGGCCAGUGUCAGGUGUCUCCAGGUUUCGCAGAAGGAGUGACUCAACGGAAGUUCGCACAGGUAUUCACUUAGCUGCCAGAGAUGGAGAGUGGUCCAUUUAGUCGACGGUCCUGGGCGACACAGUCCCUGCGUGUGACUGCGAAGGAGCUGUCACUGAGUGGCCGAGGGAGAAACAAUGCCAUAGCUGAACGCUUCUCCAAGUACCAGAGAGCUGCUGAGGAGUCGAGUGCAGAGAAGAAAAAGACUUCUGAGAGUGCGGCACCCUCCCUGCGGUCAGCCAACCUGAGUGCUCUGAAGAAGCGCUGGGAGCAGGCAGAGAACCUCGGUCAGUCAAAGCCUUCAUCUGUCCCGCCUCCUGGCCAGUCCGGCUCUCGCUACAAGCCUCCUGCUCUGUCCAAGCCUGCUUCUGGCGCUGAGCACCAUCCUCCAUUAGAGAGACCCGGCCCGCUGACCGCUCAGGGAGGCCAGCUCACAGCCAGCCGUGUCCAGAAGCCCUCAGCAGCUCCGAAGGCGCCCCAAGGUGAAGAACAGAAAGGGAUGGACAGGGAUGAGCUGACACACAGACCUGAAAAGCCUGAAGAACAAGUUCCAACCAGCCCCUGUGCCAUUUACGAAAAACCCAGAGUUCCACUGAACAACCUGAAGAUGAGGUUUGAGAGAGGAGAGGAGGCCAUGGGCAAGGCUGGCAGAACAACGCUGCGCAGUACUUCAUCAGAGGACAUGGACCAACAUGGGGGUCCGUCUGUGGCUGACAGAGUGCUGGAGUCGACGUCCAUGAAGGAGAAGAUGGCCAAGUACCAGGCUGCUGUUUCUAAACAAGGCACCACUCGCUAUGGUCUGACCCCAGAUCUGCCCGCUGCAAAAACAUCUGCAGCAGUAAAUCAGAAACACAGUCCUGCACCCGAGUGCAAUGGGGAGAACAGCGAACAACCCAAAGCAGUGAGGAAGUUCAGCCCACCGGUGAGGGAGACGUGCAUCGCCUGUCUGAAGACCGUGUACCCGCUGGAGAGACUGGUGGCUCUGCAGCAUGUCUACCACAAAAGCUGCUUCCGCUGUGUUCACUGCAGCACCAAGCUCAGUCUUGGGAACUACGCCUCUCUGCAUGGUAACGUCUACUGCAAGCCCCAUUUCAGCCAGCUGUUUAAAGCUAAAGGCAACUAUGACGAGGGCUUUGGCCAUCGGCCUCACAAGGAGCUUUGGGAGCCUCGAGCCGACGAAGACGAAGGUGAGGAAGCGGGGAAGCCAAAAGAACAAGAGAGACCAGCAGCAGUGACACGUCCGGCUGAGAGUAUCUCUGACACACAGCCAGUUGAGGAAACAUCCCCACAGGUUAAGGUUACAGACCUGACUGCCUUACUGGAGACUCGUGUGCAGACACACGGCACCUCCGGAGAGAAGCUCCAGUCUGCAGAGAAGCAGGCUGAGACGCGCAGGCUGCGGGUCGCCUGGCCUCCUCCAGCUGGUGAGGGCCACUCUGGGGCCGCAGCACUCAGUCCAGUCACAGAGGGAGCUGCUUCAGGCCGACUCCUGAGAGCCAAGUGGCCCCCGGAGGAUGAUGUGCCAUCAUCCUUCCAGAGCUCAGACCGAGCUGAACUGAAGAGCCUGAGGAGGAGCUCUUCUCUAAAGGAGCGCAGUCGGCCUUUUACAAUCGCAGCGAGAGCCAGCCCCGCAGCCAGUCUGGAACCCAGGGAACUUCGCCGCCCUCUCAGAUCCCUGCUGGAAUGGAGAAAAUCAUUUGAGGAGAAAAACCCAACUGAGGAGCCACCCAAGGAAAAUAAGCCAGAGCCUCAGCAGGUGAAACAGCAAGAAAAGAAUGAGCCUCAAGUACCAAGUGAGACCAUCUCAGAGGAGGAUGUGGAGACUGUGCCCAAGCAACAAGAAAAAGCGCAGACAGCUGAGGCAGCAGCAGACAAGAUGACGGUAGAAGAGGGCUCUCUCAGAAGCAGCUCCCCGGAUCUCUCACCAUCGCCCUCUCCACCUCUACAGCCAAAGCAGAACCGCGCCUCCCAGGAUGUGGGCUUCUGGGAGGACGACAAAGAAGGAAGUGAUGCAGAGGAGCUGAGUGCAGAGGAUAUAAUCAAGAGGAACCGCUACUAUGAGGAGGAGGAGGAGGACGAGCAGGACUCUGACUCAUAGGAACAUGUCACUGUUAUUGUCACAUCCAUCCACCAUAUAACACUUUCAGCCAGGUUUGUCUUCUCAGUUUGUAGGUAAAUCACAAAUAUAGCUUUGCCAGAUUCUAUAGUGUUGUAGGAGAGAUGCACAGAUGCGUAAUAGGUAUGUUUGUGUGCAUAUAUAUUGCAAUAACUGCCUUUAAUUGUUGAUUUUUGUUGCAUUCUAAUUAUAUACUGUAAAGAUGUUUAAUACAGCUUUAUAUGACUCCUGAUUAUACUGGAAAGUGGGCCUCUAUUAAAUUGAAUCAUUGCAUCUCUGGACCUCAUCUCCUGCUAAUUAUAUGCACGAUCAGUGGCAUAUUAUUUGCAGGUGGUGCAUCCAAAAACCAUUAUACUUUAUGUGGCUCUUUAAGUGCUUUUUAAUGACAGGCAGUACCCUUCUGCUCAAGCAAAACAGUCAUUAUGUGUAUUUUUGCCCUCCCUAGAAUGCAGAAAACACAUAAAUAGGUUAAUCCAACAACAUACAGCAGUAGUGUAUUUUUUUGAUGGUGCAGAAUACAUGUCAUUUUAUAGCUCAUAUUUUUACACCUUGCUUGAGGUUGAAUAGCAAAUGCAAGAAAAACAGAAUAGAAGCUAAAUGAGAAUAGUAUGGAUUAAGUUUUUGCAAAGCAACACUGUGCAGGUCCUCUGACGAAGUAACUGAGGAUCUUUAAAUCCACAGAUAUUAUGAACCUUAAUAUCCUGCAGGGGGCGCUCUGGUUUGUAAUAAAGUACAACUGCAGCUCUACAGCACAGCAAAUUGCAAAGGGAUUAUUUUACUCAGGUGCAGCUGUGUGAAGUAGCCUUCUUAUAUAAUGUGAUGGAAGUCAGAACGUCUCCACUGUGACUCUGUCAGAAAGACUUUCUAGCUGCUCUUCAGCUGUUCUCACCGCUGUUCAUAAUAAGAGCAGGAAACAGAAUUAUCAAGGUUCCUGCUGAUAGCUGACUCAGUUUAUAUGGUGUGGAAAACACUUUGUACUUUAAAAUGUGCUGUUGGAUAUAUGUUUGCACUGCAGAAUAUUUUUUAAUAAUUUGUAUAAUGACACAUUGGGCAUUACAGUCUUAUCUGUUGUUGAAACACAAUUAAAAUGUAUCUAAAAGGAAAU